Molecule: messenger RNA, 849 nt
Organism: Drosophila melanogaster (fruit fly)
Lineage: Eukaryota; Metazoa; Arthropoda; Insecta; Diptera; Drosophilidae
Exons: 1
Coding region: 1-684 (227 amino acids)
Cellular component (GO): extracellular region
Molecular function (GO): chitin binding
Source: RefSeq, marked reviewed
AUGUCAUUUAAACUAUCUUUGCAUUGUCUGCUGAUCCUGGCAGGAUAUCUCACUUCAAUUGAAGCCGAAGUUUUCCCGCAGUGCGCAAAUGCUCCAUUGGAUACCUUUGUCAUGGCCAUCGAAGAUUGCGCUUCAUACAUCUAUUGCAAUGGAGAAGACUCCUUCCGAGACAGCUGCCCCGAGUCCACCUACUUUGACGAUCGAACCCAAGAGUGUGCCUUUGAUGAUGAGGGUGUGUGUCUAAGGAACUCAGACUCAGUCCAGACUGAGGAGCAGCCCGAUAAGCAAACUACUGGUGAGGAGCAGAGCGGGAUCGAAGAAACCACUCCCGUUCCAACACCGCCUUCUGAUUACGCCUCUACAGGAUCUGCGGACUCUUCUACUUUCCAAGCUGAUUCUACAACAACCCCUACAGAAUCAAUUCCUUCAGUGACUGAGCCACCGACUACAUCUGCUACGCCAUCCUCCCCAUCUGCAAAGCCUUCCUCUCCAGCUCAGGAAAGGCCGCACUGCGACAUUUCCGGAGAUGGUGACCAUCCUCAUCCCCAGCGGUGCGAGUACUACUACAGGUGCCUCAGCGGCUAUCUGACCAUUGUGAGAUGUCCUUACAAGUAUGGCUGGGACUUUCCUACAAAGCAAUGCAAGCCUAGCAGCGAGGCUCAGUGCUUUAGUUAUAGCUACUAGAUUUAUCUUUAGAAGCUCAACUUUGAUCUAAAUAAAUUAGAUUAGAUUAGGCGAUCUGUAGGUUGAUUUCAAAUCAUUUUAUUAACUUUUAUACAUUUAUUUAUAUGUUCUUAAGAUGAGGCUUUAACUUUGAUCAUAAUCAAAAAUAAAUGAAUAAUUUCCUGU